AUGUCCCAAGACAUGUUUAAUCAAGGGUUCGGAGCCCUGGCACCGCCCAAUCCACGCAGAUUGCCUUUUGAUUCCAACGAGACCGACUCUUCAUUAUUCCUCCCUCCUCCGCCACCCCCUGCCAAAGGCCACCAACGAUCCAGAACCACCACCGAUCUCCCUCCGCUAUUUACCCGUACUCAGUCUUCGUCACCUACGAGAUCCUCUGCAUUUUCCUUCCUGCGCCCUCAAAGCACCCGUUCCUUGUCUCCGGAAAGGCUCAGGCCGACAGAGACGACUGAGGAUUCUGGUCCGGCACAGUCGCCCACAAAGAAGAGACCGGGUGGAUUGGCGAGUUGGUUCGAGGGGUCUUCGGAGCCGGUCAAUAUAACUCUGGUGCCAUCGCCUCGCAAGGAGAAGCUGGAUCCGCUACGUGAGGUCUCUGCUACCGAAGAAGCUUCCACCAUGAGUCCGGAUUCUGUGGACGGGAACUUGACACGACGGCCAGAGAAGAGGCCCGCUCUGACAGGUCCGACUGUCUCAACCAUGUCGAAGUUCAACAACAUUUUCAGGAGGAGUACCGUGACACUGAAUACCCCGGAGGAUCCGGAUGAGUUGGUCCAGCUUGACAUCGAUGAGGCUCUCUUCCCGUCCGGACACCCUGGUGAAUUCUCCCCUGCAGCCUUCAAGAAUCUGCAGCUCAAUGCCGAAGGGACCAUCCGUCGCUUCCAACAAGCAUACAAAGAACAACGACAGUCUCUCAGAUCAGCCACGUCGACCAAAAAUGUCCAGGCAGAUGAACUCGAGGCGGCCCAGACGAGAAACGAGCAUUUAAAAUUACAAUUGCAAGAAAUGGCAGAACGAGCAGCAGAGCAAGAGAAGUUGAUUGCAGACCUGAGGGCGCAGCUGUCUGCACAAUUAUCCUUCGAAUCCCCACAGGCGAGCGUUCGUAUGGUGGCCCAGGACAUUGAUCCUAAACGCCGUCCCAAAUACCGCCGCUACCGCUCGUCCGACGUCUCCACGUCCGGGGAAUCAGAAGCUGGGUCUGAAGUGAGUUCGGUAGUCAGUGUCUUUUCAGAGGCAUUGUCAGCGGCGCCCUCUCAAGCCACAUCGAUCGCCAGCCCGGUCCUGAAGUCCACCAGCUUGGCCAGAGACGAUUGCCCCAGAUGUCAUGGGUUACGACCUUCAGAUGCGUGGGAUGUGGUUGGCAUGAUGAAGGAGGAGUCGGCAGCUCUCAAACACCGCAUCGCCGAACUGGAGAGUGCACAGGACGACGCGCUGGAUUUUCUCAGCGGGCUGAGGCUAUCCUCGUGA
This is a messenger RNA of Fonsecaea erecta, 1293 nucleotides long. RefSeq lists its product as hypothetical. The record is from RefSeq and is a predicted model, not a curated record. Bases 1 to 1293 code for a protein of 430 amino acids. The transcript has a single exon. NCBI's taxonomy places the organism in Eukaryota, Fungi, Ascomycota, Eurotiomycetes, Chaetothyriales, Herpotrichiellaceae.